Messenger RNA from Cynoglossus semilaevis (tongue sole), 945 nucleotides. Its product is annotated as unconventional myosin-XV-like. The transcript has 5 exons. The coding region runs from base 473 to 808 and encodes 111 amino acids. Gene Ontology annotation, cellular component: myosin complex. Gene Ontology annotation, molecular function: cytoskeletal motor activity; ATP binding. Lineage: Eukaryota; Metazoa; Chordata; Actinopteri; Pleuronectiformes; Cynoglossidae. The record is from RefSeq and is a predicted model, not a curated record.
AUUAUAGAAUAAUUCUUUCAAAAUUGUCAAUAUGGUGAUGCAUAGAGAGUAGUGACAGAUGAAGUGAGGGAUGUCAAAUCACAACCAGGUGUUGCUAAAUCAUAUUAACACAUUGUGCGUUAGAGUCCUCAGACUAAAGCAUUUUACUUUCAGAUGGUAUGGACUCCUGGCCAAUACUCCCCAUUCACUAGCACCCAGACAAACACAAUAGCACCAUUAAAUAUUCACAAGCAUCUCUUUGGUCUUGGAGAGAGGGGGAAUGAGUGCGACGCUAAUCAGGAGAGUGAGGGAGUUAAAGAGGGAGAGUUAGGGGAAGAGUCUUUAAGCAAAACAUACCUGGACUUAGAGAUGCCUUGAACAUGUCUCUGCAGCGGGAGUUGUGGAUGGAGAGAUUUGGAAUCACCUGAAGGACGGAAAUGGCGCAGGAAUAACUUUCUGGACUAAAAGGUGACACUCAGGUACGGUUGACUAGAUGUACUCCAUCAGGAGCAUGACCACCAUGGAUAAACCGGAGCAAAGAGAAGAGGACGGACUGGAGGAUAUGACUCAGCUACAGGAGAUGCAUGAAGGGAAUGUUCUGCUGAAUCUGAGGAAAAGGUUUGAGCGGGAGCUCAUUUAUACAUACAUUGGAAGUAUCCUGGUGUCUGUGAACCCCUACAAGAUGUUCAACAUUUAUGGGACAGACAUGGUGGCGCUUUACAAAGGUCGCGCCCUGGGAGAAAAUCCUCCGCAUUUGUUUGCCAUAGCAAAUGCUGCUUAUUCCACAAUGAUGGAUGCCAAACAAAACCAGGUCCUAAUAAUCAGGUGAGAUAUCAAAUGUUUAUAUUUUUAUGAUUAUAUACCAUAUAUGUUCCUGUGUUUAUGAAUAUUUAACUUUGAAACCUGAUCAUGAUUCUGUCUCAGGUGUUGACUUUUCUUCUCCAUUUCCUCUGAUGUACAAAAUGU